Molecule: messenger RNA, 2685 nt
Organism: Bursaphelenchus okinawaensis
Lineage: Eukaryota; Metazoa; Nematoda; Chromadorea; Rhabditida; Aphelenchoididae
Source: the annotation of a GenBank genome assembly
AUGACAACCGGGAGUGCAAAGACCGGCUCAAAGCCGGAGAGUCUGGCCGAUCGAUACAGAAUGACAAGAAAAGUUGGCGAUGGCACAUUUGGCGAAGUGUCAUUGGCCAAAAAACUUGACACAGGAGAUAUUGUCGCUAUUAAAAGGUAAGGAAAAAAAUUCUUUAAUUUUUUAGUUUGGGAUGAAAAUCAACAGGGGGGACCACGUUUAAUUUUUUUAAAAUUUUUUGAAAAAAUUUUUUGAAGAUAUUGAUAUUAAUAUACAAAACAAAUAGUUUUGAGUAUAUUUUGACUACUAUCAAUCCCUUUAAUUAAUUAAACUCACUUUUUCAGGAUGAAAAAGAAAUUUUAUUCGUGGGACGAAGCCAUGGCGUUACGUGAAGUAAAAUCCUUGAAAAAGUUAAAUCAUCCUAAUAUUAUCAAGCUGAAAGAAGUGAUAAGAGAGAACGACAUACUGUACUUUGUUUUUGAGUUUAUGCAGGAAAAUUUAUACGAAUUGAUGAAGGACCGGGAUCGAUAUUUUCCGGAGAAUACGAUUCGAAACAUCAUAUAUCAGGUGUUACAAGGAUUGGCUUAUAUGCAUCGGAACGGUGAGUUGUGUUAGUUACUCUAUUUUUCUUCACCUUAUCUUAACGUACCAGGACCACAUUUAACUUUUUUCUAAAAACUAAAUUUUAAAAUUCAGGUUUCUUUCACCGUGACAUGAAGCCAGAGAAUAUAAUGUGUAAUGGUACAGAGCUAGUCAAGAUAGCUGAUUUUGGUCUAGCUCGAGAGAUCAGGUCACGACCGCCUUUUACAGACUAUGUUUCAACUCGAUGGUACAGAGCUCCAGAGAUACUACUUCGAUCUACAAGUUACAAUUCACCUAUCGAUCUAUGGGCUUUGGGAUGCAUCAUGGCCGAACUUUACAUGUUACGGCCAUUGUUUCCUGGGACUAGCGAGUUGGACCAGAUUUUUAAGAUCAUUACUAUUAUGGGCACUCCUACCAAGGUAAGUGGGAUUGUAAAUUUGGCUUCUUUUUUGGGUGGGAGGGGUAAAGUGAGAGAAAAGGAGGAGGUGGACAAAUUUUUUUAAAAUUUUUUUAAAAUUUUUUUAAGUUGUUUUAAAAAUUAUUUUAAAUAAUUAAAUAAAAUAAUUUAAAAAUUUUAAAAAAAUAAUUUAGGAAGAAUGGCCAGAGGGUUACAAGCUAGCAGCAGCAAUGAACUUCCGUUUUCAACAAUCAAACGGGGUUCCACUUGAAUCAAUUGUAAAUACGAUAUGUGGUGAUGGUAUGAAGUUGAUGAAAGACAUGUUACUAUGGAGCCCAGAAAAGCGACCAACUGCCGUUAAUGUAAGGCUAUUUUUGGUGUUAUAUUAUGAAAUGGCAGCAUAAGAAAUUAAAAUUUUAAAAUUUAAAAUUUUUAAAAUAAAUUUUUUAAAUGUUUUUAUUUUCAAAAAAUUUUUAAUUUUAGUGUUUAAAAUACAAGUACUUCCAAGUAGGCCAAAAAUUGGGCGCGCCAGUUCAAAGCCAGCCAAACACCGCCGCUUUCCGCAAAAACAGUGCCGGAUCAACUCAAAGCGAUUCCAAGCUUGUAAUGAGUAGUAAAAAGCCCGGAGGCCAAAAAGUUGCACCAAAAGAAGACAUCUUUGCACACAACAAAGCUCCUCUGACACAUCAGUUAAGCGGUCCAAAAGACGGCUCUGACAGGGUGAUCAACCGUAACUUACCGUUGGCUAAGACUCAGGCUCAGAUUUUUAGUACUAAGUAAGUUUGUUGUUUGUGAGAAGGUUAGGUAGUAAACGGUAAAAUUUUAAAUUUGUUUUUAAUUUUUAAAAACUUCAGAUCAGGCGGAUCAAAUGCAAGUACAGAGAAACAGGCCUUUGCUGACCGUAGCAAUAGGUCCAACAGUGGCAAGAAAGCAGCCAAAGAUAUUUAUCUAGCCAAAUCAAGAUAUGUUCCAGGUAAGUCUUACUCUAGUUUUGAGCUGUUCUACUCCCCCCCCGGACUUUCUCAAAAAAAUUUUUUUACAAAAAAAUUCGAAUUGGUCCCUUAGACAUGAAAGGAGGCCUACUAGGCUCAGGCCUAGCCGAAUAAAAUUUGAAAGGGGUCCGGACUAAAAAGUGGGUCCGACCUCUUUACAGGUUGUGAUUUUUCCCUCUGAAAUUUUUUUGAAAAAAUAUAAUUAUUUCCAACUUUUCCUACUUUCUUUACCCCUUCUUCCUUCUUCAACCCCUUCAUCAUAUAACUAUGACAACUCUAUAAAGCCAUCCUUUUAGGUAUGGUAAAAAGUGGCAGUGGAAACAACAACGGAGCUCCAAACAUGUCUCGAUCUAAAAGUAACUCCAACUCUCAAUCACAAGCUCGAUCAGCACUACAAGCCAGAUUUGAGUAUGCGUAUGGUUAUGUUCCGUCAUUUGGUACCAAAAGCAAUAACAGUCUUUCGAAUUCCACUUCAAACUUGAGUAACGCAUCUAAUAGUCCGGGCGUGUCACCCAGCUCCAAAAUGGUUACUACUGGUGGAAGGACUAAUUGGGCGGCCAAGUAAGGCAUUUUUUAGUUUAAAAUUUGAAAUAAAUUUUGAAAUUUCAAAAGUUAAGGCACUUUAAAUUUAAAAAUUGAAAAAAUUUAAAAAAUUUAAAAUUUCUUUUUCCGUUUAAAAAGUAUGUCUAUGAGUAACUAUAGUUAUAUUUUAGGUAUGGCAGGUAA